Messenger RNA from Cetraspora pellucida, 889 nucleotides. NCBI's taxonomy places the organism in Eukaryota, Fungi, Glomeromycota, Glomeromycetes, Diversisporales, Gigasporaceae. The record is from the annotation of a GenBank genome assembly.
AGUCAACAAUCAAGAUGAAAAAGCAACAUCAGAAGACACAGUAGAGGUGCAUGCAUCACAUGAAAGUCAAAGGCAGGAUACAGACAAAAGAAAUAUACAAAUUGAUACAGAAACAAAAUCAUACUUAGAUGCAAUAAUCCAGUCAACGGCAUCAGCAAUAAUGGAGAAUAUGCGACAGUACAUAGACCAGCAACUGGAAGCUCAAAGAGAGUGGAAUCUAAGAUGCAUUGAAACGAUCAAUCAAUGUUUUGCGCAGCUAGAACAGACUAACCUGAUAGGUAGUGUAGAGAAUAACAGGCUGCAGGAAGGUAAUUAUCCUUCAACUCUAAUAAUCAAUAGUUUAUUGGCAAGAAUCAAUCCAGAAUAUGUGCAAUUGAGAGAGGUAGAGUUAGAUGAAGUCAAGUUAGUGAAAUAUAAGCUGACUAAUAGGAAGUUUCCAGUACUGAGUUAUAUGUCAUUAAAACCAUUAUCUGAUGGUCAAAAGAUCAUCGAGUUAUUACCAAUCAAACCAAGUCUGCCAAAUAAAACAUGGAAGUUAUUGGCAUUUGGUUCAUUUAUAAAUUUUCAAGAUUUCGCAUACAAAAAUAUUGUAAAUAGUAUGAAAUAUGAGAGUAAAGAUACAGUACUGCAAACAUCAAAAAGUGGUGCAAUAUCAACAAAGAAACGAACACGUAGCACUUCAUUCAAAGAUAUAUCAGAGUGGUUAAUGGCCUUUAAAGCAUACAUAGAGUCAGUAUUAAUGCUAUACAAAAAUCAUGAGCAAGAGUUAAAUGCAUAUUGUGAUUAUAUUAAUGAAUUAUGCAUGAGAUAUGAUUUUGCAGCUGUGAUAAGAGAUAUUGAGGCAGAAGGAAAGAAUUUAGAUAUUACUAUAGCUAAGGAUGGUUCCUGA